This is a messenger RNA of Oncorhynchus masou masou (cherry salmon), 2801 nucleotides long. Its product is annotated as cyclin-J-like. Gene Ontology annotation, molecular function: cyclin-dependent protein serine/threonine kinase regulator activity. Lineage: Eukaryota; Metazoa; Chordata; Actinopteri; Salmoniformes; Salmonidae. The transcript has 6 exons. Bases 391 to 1617 code for a protein of 408 amino acids. Gene Ontology annotation, biological process: regulation of cyclin-dependent protein serine/threonine kinase activity; mitotic cell cycle phase transition. Gene Ontology annotation, cellular component: nucleus; cyclin-dependent protein kinase holoenzyme complex; cytoplasm. The record is from RefSeq and is a predicted model, not a curated record.
UGCUGUCUGGGGGCGCUGUCAAAACCCUCCCCAUUCCAGAUUGUCUCCACGGUACCAACAGGGAGAACCGCGUGUGGUUGUCUGACCAGGUUCCAUUGAGUUGACGGGAACACAUCACAGGGGGGAAAUGAAGAGAGGCGUCGAAAAAAUAUAGAAUUCAAACUCAACAUACCAGUCUUUGGGUUUGAGUUCAUGGAUCUGUGACGAUUAGACUAGGAGUUGAUUAUUUUGCUGUUAUUUUUAAUGUUGUUAAAGGUGUAGGGAAUCUGUCGGCGAAGAUUUUAUUCAGAAUGCUACUGGUCUGAAACAAAGGGGUCGGGACUCCGGAGUGUUGCAGUGGUAAAAGCAGGUUGAAAGGGUGGACAGUGGCCACAACUCACCACUGACAAGAUGGAGCGGGAGGAGCAGUGGUGGACGUGCCAACUCGCUGCAGACAUCCACCAGUCUCUACGAAUAAAGGAGCUGAAGUUGCCUUCCUACAAGACCCACUCUCCUCAGAUCAGGAUGCGACGGUACUUUGCUGACCUGCUGGCUGUCCUCAGUAACCGCUACCAGCUGUGCCCAGCGGCUCGCCACCUGGCCGUCUACUUCCUGGACUUGUUUAUGGGCCACUACGAUGUGGCAGUCCGCCAGCUCUACGUCAUCGCCCUCUCCUGUCUCCUCCUAGCCAGUAAGUUUGAGGAGAAGGAGGACUGUGUGCCAAAGCUGGAGCAGCUCAACUCUCUGGGCUUCAUGUGUAGUCUGAACCUGUCACUAACCAAGAAGGAUCUGGUCAAGAUGGAGCUGCUUCUCUUAGAGACGUUUGGCUGGAACCUGUGUAUGCCCACGCCAGCACACUUCAUAGACUACUACCUCCAUGAUGCUGUACAGGACGGAGACCUGCACAACGGCUGGCCCCUCUCCUCCCUCAACAAGACCAGAGCCUUCAUGGACAAAUACACACACUACUUCCUGGAAGUCUCACUGCAAGACCAUGCCUUCCUGGGCUUCCGGCCGUCCCAGGUGACGGCAGCUUGCAUCGCGGCGUCACGCAUCUGUCUCCAGAUCACCCCCAGCUGGACCACCGACCUCCGCCUGCUCACCGGAUACUCCUGGGACCACCUCACCCAGUGCAUAAAGCUGCUGCUGCUUGCCCAUGACAACGAUGUGAAACAGGCCAACAAAUCCAAGUCCAACUCUUCAUCUGUCCAGAGCCCUCUACAACCCCAGGCCCAUCCCUCACCCUCCACAGUCUCCUGCUCCACCCUGAUACAACCCUCUUCUGGCUCCCAGCAGCUGCUCCUCCAGACAGGCGGCUACCAGCAGCACCUCACCCAGCACUCCACUUCCAUUUCCCAGAUGCACAUGCUAGGUGAGUCCCAGGCUCUGGGCCCUAUUGGGUCUCGGGACUACCCCCAGUCCCAGCAGACAGGGCUCCUCUCAGGCUCGGUUUCUCAGGGAGCCUUCCCCCCGUUCCCCAGCCUGACCUCAGGUCUGGGCUCCUCCCUGCCCCUCCAGGGACCCAUCUCCAUGCACGUGGUCCUUGCUGCAGAGCCCCGUCACUGUCUCGGCCUGUCCUACGGGGGAGGCUACCUGGGCUCCCAUCACGCCUUCACAGCAGGCUGCUUCGACAGGUGACGCCAGGAGAGGGAGGAUGAACUGAACCUGGGUCAGUCAGUGUCCUCCACCUGUCCUGACUCCCUGUCCGCCUCCACCUGUCCUGACCUCAUCCAACAAGGACAAAGGAAACCAAAAGGAAGAAGCGAUGUCAACGCAGAUAUUGCUGCGGUAUUCACCUAACAAAGGUCCUAACUAUUUGAAGCGACACAAUAUUUGUGAUGAGGUGUUUACAUACAGUAUGUUCAGUUCCUUUCACACGACUGCUUGAUCUAUACUGAGAGACUGUGAGGCUGGUUUGGCCACUGUGAUUCUGACAUCAACUGUGGUUGUGUGGAGCCCCUUCUUCCACACCAUUUCUGUCAAUGUGGGACAUCUGGUUUUUUAUACUAGUAUCUUUCAAUGCUGCUGCCUUAAACAAAACGAUGGCUUUAUGAUCAUGCAAGUGGUCUGUCCUUGGUAUUGUUUACACCCGUGGUUCUCAAACCUCUCCUCAGGGACCGCCAGACAUUUCACUAUUUUGUUGUAGCUCUGAACUAGCUCACCUGAUUUACCUAUUCAAGGGCUUGAGGAUUAGUUGACAAGUUGAAUCUGGUGUUGGUGUUAGCUCUAGAAUAAAUAAAAUACCUGGGGGUCCCCGAGGAGAGGUUGGAGGACCACUGGUUUACAUGAACAAUACCAUAUAUCAGGGUGUUUGACGGAUUACUGGGGGGGGGGGUUGACACAGCUGUGUCAAUUAAUUCCUUUUUUUAUGUUGUUUAACUUCUACUGGUUAAAGACGUGUGUGUUGUAGGAGAGAUGUCUCACUGAGAUUUCUGAUCUAUUCUUUGGCCUUGGCUGGUGUUUUUUUUUUUUUACCUUUUAUUUAAUUAGGCAAGUCAGUUAAGAACAAAUUCUUAUUUACAUUGACGGCCUACCCCCGGCCAAACCUGGACGAAGCUGGGCCAAUUGUGCGCCGCCCUAUGGGACUCCCAAUCACGGCCGGAUGUGAUACAGCCUGGAUUCGAACCAGGGACUGUAGUGAUGCCUCUUGCACUGAAAUGCAGUGCCUUAGACCGCUGUGCUACUCGGGAGAAGACUCCAUCUUGUUUUGCUGUUCUGGUGCCACUGCAGGCAUGGAGCCAUGGUGUCCAGAGGAACAGACACAUCUGUCCUCUCAGCCAAUCAAACCACAGGGGGGGAGGUGAUACUUUACUAGCUCGUCU